Molecule: messenger RNA, 2366 nt
Organism: Hippocampus zosterae (dwarf seahorse)
Lineage: Eukaryota; Metazoa; Chordata; Actinopteri; Syngnathiformes; Syngnathidae
Product: transcriptional regulator Myc-A-like
Exons: 3
Coding region: 160-1140 (326 amino acids)
Biological process (GO): regulation of transcription by RNA polymerase II; positive regulation of cell population proliferation
Molecular function (GO): protein dimerization activity; RNA polymerase II cis-regulatory region sequence-specific DNA binding; DNA-binding transcription factor activity, RNA polymerase II-specific
Source: RefSeq, a predicted model, not a curated record
GCCCACUGAGAGAAGUAGCCGGCUUGAAGGACUUUCUAACCACGCCGCCUCAUUCCCGGUGUCUGCAAGUUGUCGUGUGCGAUUCUUUUCCUUGGACUUUUACACGGACAUUUUGUUGAACCUCCACACUUUCCGUCCGUUUGAAAGAGACGGGAGACCAUGUAUAUUUUGGAAAGAGGCAUGGAGUGCUUACCACAAGUCUUGUCCUACUUGGAUGAUGAGUUCUGCCAAAGUUGGAAGGAUCUCCAUUCGCAUCCCGCGCCCCCCGUGAAGGCAGACUUCUCUAAAGGUGAUCAGCUGAGCUUCGUCUCAGACAUGCUCCUGGAGGACCACGACAUGCAGCUCAACUGGAACUGCGCCCUCUUCCGCUCGGACGAUGAUGAUGAUGACGGCGGGGGCGGCGGCGGCGGGGGGCAUCCCGAUUGCCCCAUUAUGGAGAGCGGCGAGGAUGGCCUGUGGCGAUGCAUGCCGUCUGACAAAAGCCUGGAGGAAAUGUUGUCGGACAUGGACACGAGCAUCUUUGAGGGGCUGGUCGGCUCCCCGCUGGACUGCCACAACCUGAUGGAGAGCCAGGAGACGGGGGAGGCCACGUCUGACUACUGUUCCAAUGGCGAUGCGUCCGCAUACACGUCCAGCGACUCUGAGGAAGAGAUCGACGUGGUGACGGUGGGACGCUGCCCCUCCAGACAGCAGCAAGAAGAAGAAGAGGAGGAGCGACGGCUUCGUGCUCUCCAGCGCCGCCUCUACUUUGACAUCCAGCUGCAGCACAAUUACGCCGCACCCCCUCCGGCUUCCCCGCCGCCUCCCUCGUCCAACAGGCACUGCCGCCGCCAUUACGAGCAGCACCACUCGGCGGAAACGGAGGACGAGGAGGAGGAGCGGCGUCGGACUCACAACGUGAUGGAACGCCAGCGGCGCAACGAGCUCAAGAACUGUUUUGUGCGCCUUCGCGACAACGUACCCGAGUUGUCCCGCAACGAUAAGGCCUCCAAGGCGGUGAUCUUGAAGAAGGCCAGAGACUGCAUCCACGGUCUGGAGAACAACAGCUACCGGCUGCAGGCCAAGCGGGACAAACUGCGAGCCAAGCAGGAGGAGCUCAAAGCGCGACUGCGGCACCUGCGCUUGCCGGUUCGUUCCUGAAAAGAGACCUGGAGAGUUUUUAACUUUGCCGUAUGCCACGAGGACGCUUAAGAUGGACAAGAGACAUUUGAAUUCUUGUCGUUCAGGUCUUGAAAUGUUGGCGUAACUUGAAACAUUUUCCGUUCUAGCUACCCAACAUCGGACGUUUCUUUUCCUCCCGUCCAAAGGUUACUCCUAUUCCAAAAUUGGUUUCCUCUUCCUCAUCCAGAGGAAAAGUUCUCAUUGCGAGAAGAUUUCUAGUCCAGAAAGAGAGUUUCUCAUCCGAAGAGAGAGAAGUGUUCACCGUCCCAGAAGAGGGAAAAGUCUCAUCUCCAUUGAUGGAGAGGUUCCUUGUUCCAAGAGAGUUGAGUCCUAGUCCACAGGGGAAAGUUCUUAUUUAGACUAUUUAGGGCAAGUUUCUCAUCUCCAGAGAAAGUGUGAGAGAGAUGUGUUCAUUGAUUUUAAGACAGCCGAAUACUAGUGCAGAGGGGAGGUUCUUGAGCCCAAGGAGAGCAGUGUGCCCGUCUCCCUUUUGGGAGAAAUGUUUCUGGUCACCAGAUCAGGUUUCAGAUCCAGACAGAACAGUCUAGUCCGGGGAGGUUUCUAAACGAGAGCAUUCCUACCUCCCUCAGACUAGGGUGCGAGUCAAUUAAGUCAAAAGAGAGCAGUAGAAAAGGUGAGACGCGCUUUGGGGAAUAAUGGUGAAGGAAGGCUACAAUAGGGGGGGGGGGGGUGGCCAAAUAAGGAAUUGAUAUUCAAGAUCCAAAGACUUUUCCAGAUUAUAACUACUUUGAAAGUAGCAUAGCAUCUAUUAAAAAUGUCUUGUAGCCAUAGCAACCAGUGAUUUUUUUUUUUUAACCGUUUCAAGGCGUUCUGUUCUUUAUCAUUCACAUUUCGGGUUCAGGUGUGCUUCAAGCUCAAAGGGAGCCAUAAUGAAUCUGAUUCACACAGGGAGGCUCGCCGUGGUGACCAAGUUGAUGUUUUUACUGUUCAAAUGGAUUGUUUGUUCCCAAAGCAAAUGUGAUGUGGCAAUUAUCGGAGGACCACAGAUGGCUGUACUUUGUUAUUUAAAGAAGGCAUAUCGUGCGCUCUUCUGCAGUUGAAAGCAGGUCUGUAGUGUGUUAACAUACGAGUAGCAUGCAGACAGCACAAUUUACACCCAAUUUUGUUCUUGUGUCCAGCAGUCAUCCUCGUGUCUUAAUUUUCUUCAUGUGUUCGUCUUCUUGGAAUAAAUGUUUUAGAAGAUA